Molecule: messenger RNA, 3148 nt
Organism: Magallana angulata
Lineage: Eukaryota; Metazoa; Mollusca; Bivalvia; Ostreida; Ostreidae
Exons: 5
Coding region: 407-3100 (897 amino acids)
Biological process (GO): negative regulation of translation; proteasome-mediated ubiquitin-dependent protein catabolic process; protein polyubiquitination
Molecular function (GO): ubiquitin protein ligase activity; translation repressor activity
Source: RefSeq, a predicted model, not a curated record
GAUUCACUUUCGCAUAUACUAGUGUGUGAUAGUUACAGUAGCUCAGUACAUAUGAUUGAUAAAGACGGCCAUUUUCUAAAAUAUCUUCUAAUGCGACCACCAGGUAUACUGUCACCGAGCAGCCUAACCAUCGAUGUAAACACAUCUUCUCUGGGUUGGAUCAUCAAGUUUAAACACAGUGCUUGGUUAUAGGUACAUAACCCAAUAUGAUAACACCUACGCUGAACCCUCACUGAGUGCCGUUGUAAGAACAUCUGCUGUACACUCAACAGUACAAACGGGGGAAGAACAUUGCUUUGUAAAUGAACUACUCUAUUUAGAGACACCAGGUCCAUUGCUUCUGAAUGCAAUUAGAGUGGAGGGCAUCUGGUGUUGUUCCCAUUUGUCACUUGUUUCGGCUGAUGAAAUGUGGGUCAGUGAUCAUGAAAAUCUCGUAUUGAUAAACACUAAAGGUGAAGCAAUAUACCAUAUCAAAGAUUUAUUCAGUGAACGAGAAUCCGGAAUACACACAGUUUCUAGUGAUGGUGAAUUGAUUUAUAUAAAUAAAGAACAUAACAUAAUGAGACUGUCGACAGUUAUGAAGACAAAAACCAAAUUCAUAACGUUAUCUAACACUGCAUUGAUACCUUUGAGUGUGUAUUGUUCCCCUUUCACUGGAAACCUACUUGUCGGAGUUACAAAAGACAACCCAAGGACAGGAUCUAUUUUGCAUUACAACCGGGAUGGAGAUAGGACGAAAAACAUACAGCACAACAACAGUAGAAAACCGCUUUAUCGUAAACCUGCAUAUAUAACAGAAAACAGUAAUGGGGAUAUCGUGGUGUCUGACUCUGUCCUUAAUAAUAUAGUGGUUACUGACAGGGAAGGAAAUUAUCGUUUUUCAUAUACAAGUUAUCGCUCUUGUUCCUACACAUGGUGUCAUGGAGUAUGUUGCGACGGUCAAUCGAACAUCCUUAUAUGCGCUCCAUACUCGAACUCUGUGCAUGUCAUAGAUAAAAAUGGACACUUUUUAUCACAUUUUCAACUUUCAGGGAUGGGAAGGGCAUACUGUCUGAGUUAUGAUGUCCUCAAUAACCGUCUCUACGCUGGUAUUGACCAUAAUCAACAAACACUGGGUGUUUACAAGUAUAUAUUCAGACAGGAUUCGUUGUUAAAUCCGGAAUCAAUCUCUGAUGAUUUAGCAAAUCCAAUAAAAGCUAUUCAAACAACAGAGACUAAAGAAAGAAAAGUAGGAAAGAAUAAUCUAUCGUCAUCACCGUAUAGCCCAAUCCUACACAAAUACUUGUCAAUUACUGAUGUUCGGUGUAGCAAAAGUGUAUCUGUAUGCGCAACAGGUACAUGUAGGAUAUGGGUGAGUGAUGAUCAUGGCAUUGUAUUGGUCAACGAACUUGGUGAAACAUUACACCAAAUCAAAGAUCAAAUCAAAGAUUAUCGCGAUGGAUCUUAUAAUUGGUCGUAUGGAUUGCACACGCUAAACAGUGAUGGUGAACUAAUUUACGUAGCAAAGGAUGACACUAUACUCAAAUUAUCAAAGGAUUUGGAAAAAAGUACCACAUUUAUUCAGAAUACGGAUUCAAAUCAAUGGAGACCGCAAUGUAUAUAUUAUUCCUCAUUCACGAGUGAUAUCUUUGUCGGCAGGGCAAAUAUGAAUUUAAGAAGAGGAAAAAUAAUUCGGUUUAACAAAAAUGGCAAAAUGGUGCAAACAAUACAAUGUAACGAAGAAGGACUGGACAUCUUCAAACGUCCUCGCUAUAUAACAGAGAACAACAAUGAAGAUAUGGUGGUAUCUGAUACUUCUGGUGCUGUAGUGGUUACUGAUUGUGCAGGAAAAUUUCGUUUUGCUUACACAGGGUAUCCACAAGGAUCAGCAUUAGAUCCAUUUGGAGUGUCCACCGACGCACUGUCAAACAUAUUGGUAUCCGAUUAUUACACGCGAACAAUACAUGUUAUUGAUAAAGACGGUCAGUUUUUGACAUAUCUAUCGAUAAACCUACAGUGCGUCACCACACCAUGUUCUAUUUUCUUUGAUAAAAAGACGCAUCUUCUUUGGGUCGGCUCAGAGUACAACAAUACAGUAGCUAUCUACAAGUAUUUAAGGAAUGAAGAUCUACUGGCAGAUCAAAAUAAACAUUGCGAUGCUGUAAUACAGAUGCAACAUGACGUCGUCGAUGGAACUUGUUCGGAAAAGCAGAUAUUUGCCCCAGCAUUACAGAACUAUUUCAUAGUGAUAAACUUUAAACGCUGUUCUCAUUUAUCAUAUGGAAUAUUCGACUGCCUUUUAAUCAAUGAAGGAAACAACUUCAUCAUUACAAGUACAUCAGGUGAAACUAUACACCAUAUUGACGGUUUACGCAGUGAUGCCCGUUCUGGAUCACACUCAAUGAACCUAUCUCGGGAAGAAUUGUUUUUUAUCGAGAAGGACUAUAACAUUGUCAAACUGUCAAAAUAUAAAGAGAAAACAAAAACAACUUUUAUCAAAUAUAUACAGGAAACCGAUUCUGCAUGGAGACCAUGGUGUCUUUACUGUUCUCAAAUAACUGAUGACGUUUUGGUCGGUAUGAAGAAAUUGGACAGAAUACAAGGCAAGGUUAUUCGGUACAACAACCUCGGGGAAGAAAUACAGGAAAUACAACACAACGAAAUCGGAAGCGAUAUCUACAGUACACCACGUUAUAUAGCAGAAAACGUUAACGGGGAUGUCGUGGUGUCUGACUCGACAGGUGCUGUUGUUGUAACAGACCGUGAAGGAAGACAUCGUUUUUCGUACAAAGGACACCCUCCUGAAUCAAAACUUUCUCCACUAGGAAUCUGCACUGACACACUGUCACAUAUCUUGGUAUGUGAUGAGUUAACCCACGCAAUACAGAUUCUUGAUAAAGACGGACACUUCCUAUCCAAUCUGCUAAUUAAACCAUUAGGUAUAGUAUCGCCUAGUUGCCUGUGUUAUGAUGUCAACGCAGACCUUCUCUGGGUAGGAUCAGACGUCAACUACUCGGUAUGUCUCUACAAGUAUCUAUCACCAAAGGACCUUCUUACCGAUGAGAAUUCAGAAUAUGAAGAUAACUAUGAAGAGUGCUGUCUGGUUCAAGCAGAUUUGUAAAGAAAUUCUUUGAAGAAGAACACUUUGAUUCUAAGGAAUGGGGGGGGG